Molecule: messenger RNA, 525 nt
Organism: Alternaria ventricosa
Lineage: Eukaryota; Fungi; Ascomycota; Dothideomycetes; Pleosporales; Pleosporaceae
Exons: 2
Coding region: 1-525 (174 amino acids)
Source: RefSeq, a predicted model, not a curated record
AUGCGCCCAAUGCUCAUGCCGAAGGGACAGACUGGACAGAGUUCUCGCAAUGUCAAAGACAGGACCAAGAGCCCACGUUUGAACGGAGCCGAUCUGUACGUCGUAAGACUGGGCUGGCAAUGUGCGCCGAAGGUGUACUGCGAAGAGCCAGGCGAAGACGCCGCGACGAUACCUCCAUCGCGCCCUGCCACAGGUUCAUUGCACGACGAGCUCACCAGUCCAGAGCCGGCGAGGCCAGCACGUACCAAGCACCCGCCGCCACCAACAAAAGACGAGAAGCGACCGACCGUCCUGGCUCCCCGACCCUGCUACCGAUGCAUAUCCUACAUGGCGUCUGUGGGCAUCAAACGCGUUUUCUGGACCGAUGACAAAGGAGGCUGGGAGAGCGCAAAGAUGCGUGAUCUGGUCGAUGCGCUUGACAACAUGGGGUCACAGUCGCCUGCUGAUGCGUCGGUGGCACUUAACAGCGUCUUCGUCACAAAGCACGAAGUGCUGAUGCUGCGCAGGAUCAUGGGAGACAGCUGA